AUGAACCGCAUGCUCGAUCCUCCCUUGCGAAACCCGUUCCAUGCGCCGCCCGUUGGUGACCUCUCUGCGAAAGCAAGGACAAUACCGCUCCUCUCCUCUACUGCCCCCGCAAACGAUUCGAUUAGUCCCGGUGACCCUAUGGACAUGAGCCCGUCGACCUCGACGACCACGUCAAUGGCUCCGCCGCUCCAGAACGGUCCAGAGACAGACACCGCCAAUGCGAACCAUACAAACGGAACCGCCAUGGACUCGAUACAGUCGCAAAACACAAACUCGAACCAUCCAAUUGGCGCUGCAGCUGCCGGGCAGCAGCCAAAGGUCGUUCAGACGGCCUUCAUUCACAAGCUAUACAGGUUCGUCUCCGGCAUCCCGGGGGGAAAUCGCAUAUAUACUAACGGCUCUCUACAGCAUGUUACAGGACCCCAGCAUCCAGCAUUUGAUAUCUUGGUCAAGUUCCAACGAAAGUUUCGUCAUGUCCCCUUCCUCGGACUUUUCAAAAGUUUUGUCUUAAACAUGUAUGGUUUCCACAAAGUGAGCGAUGUAUUUCAUACCGGAUCUCCGGACUCGCCGAUGUGGGAAUUCAGACACGGUAAUGGCAGCUUUAGAAAGGGAGAUGUUGCCGGUUUACGAGAUAUCAAGCGCAGAGCUUCUAGACAUGCGCUAAUCCAUAGAGACUCCUUCUCUACUCAUAAACCGAAUCCGUCCCAGCCAGGAACUCCGGCAGAGACCGCCAUGGAUGGCCAGGAUCCCAGAAUGGCCAGUCUGGAACAAUCCUUGUAUGACAUGCAUAACCGCCUGUCGCGUAUGGAGGAUCAUAACGCGCUUCUUAGCUCGCACUACCAUGUCCUCGCCGACGGUCUGGCCAAGUGCCAUCAAUGGACAAGUACAAUGUCGUCUUUCAUCGUGUCACUAGUCCCUGACACGGAAAAUACCAUCCACAAAGAGGCUGCCAACAUGCAACGGGAAAUCAGUCGACAACUGGAUUAUAUCCGGACUCUUGAAAAUCCUCAGGAGGCUAUGCUAUCAGGAAGACAACCAUACUUUUCCAUGUCCAUCGACCCUGGCCCACCACUCUCACCUCGUCAGGUAUGCCAGGAUGACGGUAGGCGGCCCUCCGGAAUACGCCAUCCUUUACCACCUCAUAUCACCAUCUCACCGCACCGUCAAGGAUCUCUUGGCGGAAACCAAACACCCAUCUACAGCAAACCCCAGAUCCCGCAACAAUCAAACCUCCAUCCUCUAGCAUCAGUAUCCUCUUCCUCGGGCCCCAACCUUGCCCGGCGCCACACCUCAGCCGACAUCAGGCAGCACGGUUGGCCUCCGUCAGCCGGGCCCUCACCCAAUUCACAGUACGGCCCUACUGCAUCCGUCCAAUGGCCCUCUUCACCUAGUCGGAACCCCAAUUCCUCAGACCAACACGUCCGAGAUGCACUGGCACGAUACGAGCUCGGUGGGCCACGGCGGCAGCAAGAACAUCCUAGACAGGUUACUCCACCUUUACUCCUAGAUCCAUCACAGGCAGACAAUGGCUGGUCGAUAGGAGGACCCAAGUUCCCGCGCCCGAUAGAGUCAAUGCCUGCAACCCGUCGAUCGAGUAUGGCGAGUAAUGUGCAUUCCCUAUUGAACCCAUCAAGUGCUGCUGAACGAGCAGAAGACGCCGACGGACCGCUGGGAGAAGACCGGAAGCGCAAAAGACUUCAAUGA
Molecule: messenger RNA, 1704 nt
Organism: Microsporum canis CBS 113480
Lineage: Eukaryota; Fungi; Ascomycota; Eurotiomycetes; Onygenales; Arthrodermataceae
Product: HSF-type DNA-binding domain-containing protein
Exons: 4
Coding region: 1-1704 (567 amino acids)
Biological process (GO): regulation of DNA-templated transcription
Molecular function (GO): sequence-specific DNA binding; DNA-binding transcription factor activity
Source: RefSeq, a predicted model, not a curated record